Messenger RNA from Asterias rubens (European starfish), 3007 nucleotides. RefSeq lists its product as uncharacterized. Bases 249 to 2393 code for a protein of 714 amino acids. The transcript is spliced from 2 exons. Gene Ontology annotation, molecular function: hexosyltransferase activity. The record is from RefSeq and is a predicted model, not a curated record. Lineage: Eukaryota; Metazoa; Echinodermata; Asteroidea; Forcipulatida; Asteriidae. Gene Ontology annotation, cellular component: membrane.
UUUGAUAAUAAAAGAAAAGGCUGCCAUUUUAUACGUGCCGAAGAAGCUGCGGGAAAAACUUUCAGUCCGUGGAGGAUUUUACCCGAAAAUAGUCGCAAUACUCACUCAUCGUAGUCAUAAUCAACCCACCACAAAUUGGCGAAAGACGACAAGGAGAUUCCUAACAACUGAUGCCAGUGUUACAAUGGAGCUCUUAAAAUGAGAAGCUAACACUGAUACAACUGGAGAAGGUUGUUAUACUGAUUUAAAUGUUGAACUAUAUCAGCCCAAGUAUGACAUCACUACGCUCAAAACUGGAGUUAUAUCUCCUUCUCACUAUGUGUAUAUACGCAGCCAAGGUUAUGAUCGUGCUGGUGUACAUGGAUAAAUUCAUCCCUGCUGACGUCACCAUCAUGAACGGUCAGGAUCACGAACCAGACGCAACGUUGAACAGGUUGAACAUGGAGCGAAGGAAUAGAAAAGAUAAGCGAGACUUUGAAGGGGUGUUAAGGCGGAUGGGUGGGGAGGCAUCACAGAGUGACACAAAGCGAAUAGACAAUAAUAUUCCUAGUGUGCAGAAUCGUAGCAGCGAGUCCAAAUCAGAUAGUGAAAGUGGUAGGGCACGUCCGGUGGACGAAAUGAAGAGAAAUCAAACUAAUUUGGCACCCAACUUGGGCUUGAAUAGCGCCCUCUUCCAUCGAGUGCUGGAUUCGGUGUUCGAUCACAGCCACGAUAAGAAGAAGUGUCAGGAUGCCUUCAUGGUAUCUCUCAUCACCACACGCCCAACGGAAGUAGACUUCCGAAUGGCGAUCCGUGAGACGUGGGCAAACGACGCCUACGCGCAUCAGAUGGGAGUACUCACGCUGUUCGUUCUCGGUCAACCGACGGACGGUACCGUCAACUCGGCCGUGUUCCUCGAGAAUGAACGGCACGACGAUAUCUUGAUGGGAAGCUUCACGGACAGUGUGGGUAACUCCACUUUGAAGCUGCUCCUCGGGAUAGACUGGGUGAUGUCAAAUUGCCCCUCCGCCAAAUACGUCUUCAUCGGUGAUGAUCACAUGUUCAUCAUCUACGAGCGUCUUGUCAAACUUCUACGAGAAACAAACGAAAAGGACGGUGUGAAAAUGUGGAUUGGUCGACUCACUCAGGGGAAGAUGCCAGAGCGCGACGCAGGAAGUCGGUACUAUGUAUCGAGGAAGCUCUAUCCAGAGACUCGUUAUCCAGACUUCUGCACUAUUGAGGCUGGUUACGUGCUUAGCGUGGAUGCCGCCAGGGAACUUUUAGCCUUGUCUUGGGGUGAGCCUCUCCUGCCACUACCAGAUGUCUACAUGGGAGUUCUAGCCAAGAAAGCCAACAUUCUAAUAAAGAACGAUAACUCAUUCAGUUACGGUAACCAGGCCAAGGAUGCGUGUGAGCUCAACAGAGUCGUCACGUCACGGGGUGUACGGUCGGCGGAACAACUCCAGAGCACCUGGACGAAGUUCAGCGAUCCUGAGUUCCGCCGGAACUGUCCCGAUCCGGAUUUGAGUUUGGUGCUCAAAAACCACAUUGACAAUUUACCUUACUUGGACAAGACGCUCCAAAUGCGGCUGAACCAUCCGGAUAUUUGCUACGACAAAGCUGGGAACGAGGAGAGUGUUUUCAUCCUCGUACUCAUCAGUACGUUGCCGAGACACUUUGAGCUGCGUAGUACCAUCCGGGAAACUUGGGGGCGUAACUUGAUGAGACAGGGGGAGAACAUCAAACUUUUAUUCGUGAUGGGCCACACCCAGACUGAUGUUAAACUUAUACAGCAGCGAGUCAAGCAAGAGGACGACAAGUUUGGUGACAUCAUCCAAGCAGACUUUACCGAAUCCUUCCAUAACUUAACUCUCAAGGUAGUCAUGGGACUCCGGUGGGUGACUCAAAACUGCCCCCACGCCAAAUACAUGUACAAAGGUGACGAUGACAUGUUUGUCAAUUUCGAUCGCAUUGUGUCCCACUUGAAGGAGAGCCGAGCCAAGGGACUGGCAAAGUCUAGGUAUUUCCUUGGGAGUGUACUCCAUAGAAGUGUCCGCGUUACUCGUGAGAACUCCAAGUAUUACGUGCCAGAAAGACUGUACAGUGGCCGAUACUUUCCCCCGUACUGCUCGGGUGGUGGGUACAUCAUGUCAACAGACAUCAUUCCACAGAUGUACCGUAAGUCACUGGAGACUGCCUUUAUACCCAUCGAUGACGCCUACCAGGGUAUUCUCAUGAGUAAAAUAGGGGUGAAGCCAGUCGCCCACCCGGGGUUCAAAAACUGGGGUGCCAAGACGGACGGGUGUUCGUUGAGAGAGGUUAUGGUGGUCCAUGGGUUUAAGAACUCUAAUAUAUUGAAUGCAGUAUGGAGAAACUACACCACUCCAGCUGAGGACUGCCCGGAGGUUUCGUGACACAUAAAAGGUGAUUGAACACCAAAAACUUGAGCGACUGUAGACGCCAGUCUAAAAUUAACCGAUUUAAAGGCACUGGGCACCUUUGGUGUUAUUGUUUAAGGCCAGUCUUCUAACUUGCAAAUGAGAAGAGCUGGUGUACUUGGUGUACUUGGUGAACAUGAACUGGUGGUUCUCAACAUUUGCAAAAUUAACAAACCUCUGAAAAUUGCGCGAAGUUGCACCUUUGUCGCACUAGUUUUGUGCUUUCAGAUGCUUAGAUUCUAGACCUCAAGUGAGGUCUCAAGUUAACUUCAAAUAUUGUAGUGAUAAAUUACUUUCUUUUCACUUCUAAUUAGCCGUUCCUAACAUCACAGUGUUUUACACUAUCAACAGCUCUCCAUUGCUCGUUACCAAGUAAGUUUUUAUGCUAAUGAAGCCAAUGUUUUGUUUAAACAAGAAUCGUUUAUAAUCGAAAAUUAAGUGUUUAAAGCAUCUUUUUAGUCGUGUUUUGUGUUGUUUUUAACAUGCUUACUUUUUGGAUGAAAUAAAUGUCUACUACAGGGUUAAACAUAACAUAUUGUUGCAUUACUUCAAUUCGAAGCCCCUGGUAAAUAAAAAAAGAGAAUAAAAGC